This is a messenger RNA of Mobula hypostoma (lesser devil ray), 916 nucleotides long. RefSeq names its product cysteine rich DPF motif domain containing 1 (gene cdpf1). The record is from RefSeq and is a predicted model, not a curated record. NCBI's taxonomy places the organism in Eukaryota, Metazoa, Chordata, Chondrichthyes, Myliobatiformes, Myliobatidae. The transcript has 5 exons. Bases 319 to 669 code for a protein of 116 amino acids.
GCUCAACCAGGAACGGCUGUGAUGUUACGGGAGAGGGGCGCGUCACCGCGCACCCCAACUCUCGCGAGGGUGUAGGAUGACGUGCGGACAAGCAGCGCCGACGGCUUCUGUCCUGUGGUGGUUGUGGCGUGUUGGAGGCAUUCACAGUGGAAGAAGGAGCUAUAAUAGAAUCAAUGAAAAACUAGACACAAACAAAGGUUGACAAACAACCAAUUUACAAAAGAAUACGAACAUUGAAAAUAGAUAGAUAAUGCUGAGAACAUGUUGGAGAGUCCUUAAAAGUGAGUCCAUAGGUUGUGGAAUCUGUUCAGCAUUGAGAUGAAAUGCGUUGAAGAGCCAGAGCCGGGAGUAUUUGAAUGUAGUUUAUGUGGACUCAGAGCACCGUUUAACUACCAUGGACAAAAGCCACCAAAUGCACGUUCUAUUGUACUGCUAGAGGAGUGCUACACCAUGAAUGAUCCAUUCACAUCUCAAAAGGACAGAUUUCUUAUUAUUGGAUCUCACUGUAGUCUUUGCAACAGCAUUGUAUGUGUUGGACAAGAAUGUAGCCUCUUCUACACAAAGCGCUUCUGUAUCCCCUGUGUUAAGAAGCACAUGGAACUGUUCCCUGAAGAGAUUCAGUUGGAUCUACAGAAGAAGCAGCAGCAAAAGCCUCAUUCCUCAGGUUAAACACAGCAAGAGAUUUCCUUUAAUGAGAAAACCUGGGAGUUGAUCCUUUAUACCAAAAUACAUCCAAUCAGGAGCUUCUUCCGAUGUGAAUAAAAAGACAAAGCAUUAUCACACUACUUUUGAAAACUUUUUCUAUAAAGCAGUCCAGCAAAACUACUCUAUUUCAUUUGCAGAAAGAUUGUAAUAAAUGAUUUCAAUUAUAUUGGAAAAGUAAAUGAAUAAACAGCCAUUUUUCCUUUAAUAUAAG